Messenger RNA from Mirounga angustirostris (Northern elephant seal), 2858 nucleotides. RefSeq names its product solute carrier family 37 member 4 (gene SLC37A4). Gene Ontology annotation, cellular component: endoplasmic reticulum membrane. The transcript is spliced from 9 exons. Gene Ontology annotation, molecular function: glucose 6-phosphate:phosphate antiporter activity. The record is from RefSeq and is a predicted model, not a curated record. Bases 530 to 1819 code for a protein of 429 amino acids. NCBI's taxonomy places the organism in Eukaryota, Metazoa, Chordata, Mammalia, Carnivora, Phocidae. Gene Ontology annotation, biological process: phosphate ion transmembrane transport; glucose-6-phosphate transport.
CCUUAAUUUCUUACAGAAAAGACUGUGCUCUCUACAAGAGCUUUCUCAGACUGUGAAUAACGCGGGAACAGUGAUUGGUAGCGGGAAGCACUCACUAAAAACGGAUUUGUUGAACCCCACCAGUUAAGAAGGGAACAUACGAAUGCAGCCCCUAAGGGGCGCUGUCCUCGCCCAAGGACCUGUACCGCCCGCAGGGCGAAGACUAAGCGCCGAGGGGUGGACUUGGCUCUCAGCCAGCAAUGAGCUGGCGGAGGCCCCGCCCCCAGCGCACGCGCAUGCGCCAGGGGGCCCCGCCGCCCCGCUCUAUCCUACUCCGGCUCCCGCCGGCGUUCAGGACACUGGGUUCCCUACAAGCUGCCCCAGGCUUAAUGAUUGUCCAGAAGGUGGCUAUAAAGGGAGCCUGGGAGGCUGGGUGGAGGAGGGAGCAGAAAAAGCCCAACUCAGCAGAUUGGGGCACUGAGAGAGCCACCGGCAGGAGCUGUGGCCAGAGGCUCCGAGUCCCCACCAGUGGGGCCUGCUCCCUUCCACCAUGGCGGCCCAAGGCUACGGCUUCUACCGCGCUGUGAUCUUCUCAGCCAUGUUUGGAGGCUACAGCCUGUACUACUUCAAUCGCAAGACCUUCUCCUUUGUCAUGCCGUCGUUGGUGGAGGAGAUCCCUCUGGACAAGGAUGACUUGGGGCUCAUCACCAGCAGCCAGUCGGCAGCCUACGCCAUCAGCAAGUUUGUGAGCGGGGUGCUGUCCGACCAGAUGAGUGCUCGCUGGCUCUUCUCUUUGGGGCUGUUCCUGGUUGGCGUGGUCAAUGUAGCGUUUUCCUGGAGCUCCAUGGUCCCCGUCUUUGCUGCUCUGUGGUUCCUCAAUGGCCUGGCACAGGGGCUGGGCUGGCCUCCGUGUGGGAAGAUCCUGCGGAAGUGGUUCGAGCCAUCUCAGUUUGGCACUUGGUGGGCCAUUCUGUCCACAAGCAUGAACCUGGCCGGAGCGCUGGGCCCCAUCCUGGCGACCACCCUCGCCCAGAGCUACCACUGGCGCGGCACGCUGGCCCUGUCCGGGGCCCUCGGUGUGGUUGUCUCCUUCCUCUGCCUCCUGCUCAUCCACAACGAGCCUGCCGACGUGGGACUCCGAAACUUGGACCCCACCCCCGCCAAGGGCAAGAAGGGCUCCUUGGAGGAGGAGAGUACCUUGCAGGAGCUGCUGCUGUCCCCCUACCUGUGGGUGCUCUCCAUUGGCUACCUCGUGGUAUUUGGAGUAAAGACCUGCUGUACCGACUGGGGCCAGUUCUUCCUUAUCCAGGAGAAAGGACAGUCAGUCCUCGUGGGUAGCUCCUACAUGAGUGCGCUGGAGGUUGGGGGCCUUAUAGGCAGCAUUGCAGCUGGCUACCUGUCAGACCGGGCCAUGGCAAAGGCAAGGCUGUCCAUCUACGGGAACCCCCGCCACGGCCUGUUGCUGUUCAUGAUGGCUGGCAUGACCGUGUCCAUGUACCUCUUCCGGGUAACUGUGAGCAGUGACUCCCCCAAGCUCUGGAUCCUGGUGUUGGGAGCUGCGUUUGGUUUCUCUUCUUACGGUCCCAUUGCCUUGUUCGGAGUUAUAGCCAAUGAGUGCGCCCCUCCCAACUUGUGCGGCACCUCCCACGCCAUUGUGGGACUCAUGGCCAAUGUGGGCGGCUUUCUGGCUGGGCUGCCCUUCAGCACCAUUGCCAAGCACUAUACCUGGAGCACAGCCUUCUGGGUGGCUGAAGUGAUCUGUGCGGUCAGCACCGCUGCCUUCUUUCUCCUACGAAACAUCCGCACCAAGAUGGGCCGAGUGCCCAAGAAGGCUGAGUGAAGAGUACAGGCUCCAGUGCAUCCUCUCCCACCUGUGGCCUUCCCCUUGCACGGGGCUGCGGGGAGAGGGGGGCAGAGAGAAAGAAAGGGGGGCUGCUCCGGCUAGCAUUGAACCUUUGAUUUCCUCUUGUGCGCCUUUCCCCUCGCCCAGGUGGUGCUGGAAGUUACCAGUGGCUAAUGAGGUCCCAGCUCCCCAUCCUGUGUUCCAUUUAAAAGGCAACUUUUGUUCUUGGACUCCACUAGCUCCUAUUUCCUGCCUUCAAACAGGAAAGCCUUGCAGUCAGGGAGUCCCCUAAACCCUUCUUCCCCUGCUGGGCCCUCCCACACCAUCGCCAGUAGAGUGAGGCUCCUCCUGCCGCGGCAGGGUACCAGGGACCCAUGAUUGCUGCCCUAAGGCCUCUUAGCACUGGCAACGGCUAUUGCCAAUACCUUCGAUUCCAAGGGGAGAGGAGGCCAUCACGCUCACCAGUACCCUGUGGGGACGGCGGGGGGCAUGGGGUGUGGGUGGGAGGGAGGAGGACUUGACACAGAUUAAAACUAGAUUUGAUACUAAAUACUAUCAGGGAGUCAUUCUUUCCAAAGGGGUACUACAAGCCAGAGACUGCUUUCUUUGGAAAAUAUUCUCUUGAUACCCCAAAAGGGGCAAACUUCAUCUCCUUGGGAUGGGAAACCUGACAUGGACUCCUUCAAGUUUAUGGCUCCUUUGCCUUCAAUUGCAUUAAUUCAAUGAUCAUUUUACAGAUGAAGCACUGGGUUUCUGGCAGAUGUAACUGGAGGAAGGCAGUGUAACAGUGGCUCCCGGAGAGUGUAGUCAGAGAGCCUGGCUUAAAACUCAGGUGCUUAGUAACUAGCUCUGAGACUCUGAGGCAGAGAGUCUGUACUUUGGUAAAUCUAUUGUCCGUAACAGAAUGCAUCCCAAGAUUAGGGUGAGGGUUAAGUUAAAUAAAGCAGUAAAACCUGGCUGUAAACACCUGAUAAAUACCCCACCGUCAUCACCACUGCCACCACCACCUUAGAAGUCAGCAAUUCUGGAACUAGAC